UCCUCUGUUUCCUGCGCUCCCUGGGAGGAGACCACAUCCUAAGUCCCCUCAGACUCAUCUUGCCACCAUUGCCAGAGGAAAGAGGCUGCGGCCUCAGGGCAGGUUCACCAUCCAAAGUUUCCAUUGGCACACCAUCCAGAGUGGCCAUUGGCAGACCAUCCAGAGUUUCCGUCGGCACACCAUCUAGAGUGUCCGUCGGCAGACCAUCCAGAGUUUCCAUCGGCACACCAUCCAGAGUGUCCAUCGGCACACCAUCCAGAGUGUCCGUCGGCAGACCAUCCAGAGUUUUCGUCGGCACACCAUCCAGAGCGUCAGUCGGCACACCAUCCAGAGCGUCACUCAGCACACCAUCCAGAGCGUCAGUCAGCACACCAUCCAGAGUGUCCGUCGGCACACCGUCCAGAGCGUAUAUCGGCAGACCGUCCAGAGUUUCAGUUGGCACACCAUCCAGAGUGUCCGUCGGCAGACCAUCCAGAGCAUCAGUCGGCACACCAUCCAGAGCGUCAGUCGGCACACCAUCCAGAGCGUCAGUCGGCACACCAUCCAGAGCGUCACUUGGCACACCAUCCAGAGCGUCAGUCAGCACACCAUCCAGAGUUUCCGUCGGCACACCAUCCAGAGCUUCAGUCGGCACACCAUCCAGAGCUUCAGUCAGCACACCGUCCAGAGUUUCGGUCGGCGCACCAUCCAGAGUUUUGUUCGGCACACCGUCCAGAAUUUCGGUCAGAAUACCGUCCAGAGUGUCGGUCAGCACACCGUCCAGAGUGACGGUCGGCACACAGUCCAGAGUUUCCAUAGGCAGACCGUCCAGAGUUUCCGUCGGCACACCGUCCAGAGUUUCCGUCGGCACACCGUCCAGAGUUUCCGUCGGCACACCGUCCAGAGUAUACAUUGGCAGACCGUCCAGAGUUUCAGUCGGCACACCGUCCAGAGCUUCAGUCAGCACACCGUCCAGAGCGUCGGUCGGCACACCGUCCAGAGUGUCAGUCGGCACACCAUCCAGAGCGUCGGUCGGCACAUCAUCCAGAGCUUCGGUCAGCACACCAUCCAGAGCGUCGGUCGGCACAUCGUCCAGAGCUUCAGCCAGCACACCGUCUAGAGCGUCAUUCGGCACACCGUCCAGAGCGUCGGUCGACACACC
Messenger RNA from Austrofundulus limnaeus, 1141 nucleotides. RefSeq lists its product as uncharacterized. The annotation marks the transcript as partial. Lineage: Eukaryota; Metazoa; Chordata; Actinopteri; Cyprinodontiformes; Rivulidae. The transcript has a single exon. The record is from RefSeq and is a predicted model, not a curated record.